Messenger RNA from Magnolia sinica, 354 nucleotides. Its product is annotated as protein SEED AND ROOT HAIR PROTECTIVE PROTEIN-like. Bases 1 to 354 code for a protein of 117 amino acids. The record is from RefSeq and is a predicted model, not a curated record. NCBI's taxonomy places the organism in Eukaryota, Viridiplantae, Streptophyta, Magnoliopsida, Magnoliales, Magnoliaceae. The transcript has a single exon.
AUGCUCUGUGCUAAUGUAGGAGCUGUGGUGAGAGUGACUUGCAUGGGUUACGAUGAAAAUGGCUAUGAGCUGGCUCCUUACACCGUCUUAUGCGACCCAACCGAUAAAAAUGGCUACUUGUUCGCGACAUUGGCCCAUUCGGAAAUGGACCGUCUUGGAAAGCUUUCGGAGUGCAAGGCGUUCGUUGAUGCCUCUCCAUCUGAGACUUGUGACAUUCCCACCAACGUCAACAAUGGAAUGAGUGGAGCGCUUCUCAGUUCCUCCCGCCUUCUCACCGACAAGAAGAUGAAGCUAUGCAUUGUAGGGCCGUUUGUUUAUACAUCUGGACCGCACACCAUCGGUGAAGGUUAUUAG